Molecule: messenger RNA, 924 nt
Organism: Polychytrium aggregatum
Lineage: Eukaryota; Fungi; Chytridiomycota; Chytridiomycetes; Polychytriales
Exons: 3
Coding region: 1-924 (307 amino acids)
Source: RefSeq, a predicted model, not a curated record
AUGCAGUUGACGGGAGCACAGAUGCGGUCGAGCGAGCACACGGCGAGUGGCAGAGUCGACGACAGGAUACACCGGCGAGAGCAGCAGACACAGCCGCUGGGCGACGACAGCGGGCAGAUGCACCGACCGGCGACAAAGCGCCAACGACGACAGGCCCGCCCCGCCAAUGGACAGCGCGCCAGCGAUGCGGCCUUGCCAAACCCAAAUCAAGUGCAGAAGGGUGUAACCAUCUUGGCGGGUGCAGGGUCGCACCAGGCGGGUCGGCUGGCCGGCCGAGCGCCGGGCGGACCACUCGGCGACAGGCACCCUUUGGCUGUGCGCGGCUGCGUGGCAAGGGGCGGCAGGCCUGUGUGCAAGUGGGUUGGGCCGGUGCAGGCAACGUGGUUGCGGGCCGGGGCUUGUGUCCGCUGGCGCGCCGUUGCCGAUACGGAUUCGCGGGUCCGCCAGCCACAUCUGCGACAGGAAGACGACGCGGCGCCAGCUAUGUGCGUGCCGGGAGGGGAUGGCCGUCUGGUGGUGGUGAUGCUGGGGGCAGAGAGCACGGCGAUGGACAUGGAGCUGGGGCGACCGAGUCGACGGCGAACGAGCGGUGCGAGGCCGAGGCGGAUCUGGGAGGAGGAGGGUGGGGGCGUGGAAGCGACGACACCACCGACCGCCGACACCACCGACACCACCGACAAACCGGCUGCGUGCAUGGUUGCAAUGGCCAUGCGAGACACGCAGCAAAGGACAGCCCGGGAUGCAUGCUGUUUGGCAAGCACCAUAUCGCCGCACGAUGGGCGAUGCGGGAUGCGCAGUUGCUGCCGCCGCAUCGGGACUGCACAGCCACCUUGGUGGGCAACGGUGCCUGGUCAGGCGGACAGAGACAAGCGCAGCAACAGCGCGGCCGGCGUGCACAUGCCGACACACAUGCCGACACACUGA